Anas platyrhynchos (mallard) is the source of this 1942-nucleotide messenger RNA. The record is from RefSeq and is a predicted model, not a curated record. NCBI's taxonomy places the organism in Eukaryota, Metazoa, Chordata, Aves, Anseriformes, Anatidae.
AGGAGCAAAGGCUGCUCGUGGAGGCUCGGCCUCGUUGCAGCAGCUGCAGGCUGCGUGCGGAGCUGCCGGAGCCGAGGAGCGCUGCGGUCAGCCUCGCCUUGUUGAUUUUGUCACCUCUCUGCUGUUUGUUCGCACGGAACCCCUGCCCCCCCACGCCGCUGCCAGCAAACCGUUGGCUCGGAAGGUUUUUGUCGCCAAAGUUGGGCGCUGGGGUAGCAAAGAGCCACGGUUGCCGAACCACAACAGGAAAGCAGGGCAGGGCUGGGGGACCAGAGUUGCCUCUCGCCUUCGGUCCGCGGCCCUUUGAACGUCACCGGUAAGGUCACUUCGUCUGACGUGAGGAUGGCUGGGGGGGCCGCGCCUGGGGGUGCAGCCACCCCCGCCCCGAGGCAGCUCCCCAGCCUCUGCGCUGCGGUUUCCCCAAAGCAAGAGCGGCGGCACGGUGCGCUGUGGUUUGGAGUGCCCAGCGCUGGGGCUGGCUUCUUCUUUCAUGUCGAGAAUUUGGGGGUGGGCACCCGAGGGCGUCGCGGGGCCUUUGAGGAGCCACCUGCAGCCCUGAGCAUUGCAGAAAUGGUUAAAAGCCAAAUUUUCCUGCCGGAUGUGGGUCCGUGCAGCAAGCUGACACGAGCUCUGCACCCGUCGAUGCACCCCACAGCUGCCGGCAGCGGCGCGUGGGGAGGACGCAUUCCCUGUGGGGACACCGCGUCCUCCGUGGGGACACCGUGUCCUCACGGCAGGGGGACAUCGCUGCCAGGACCCCAAACUUUGGGUAGCUGCAAGUCCCGGUGCACUCGGCCACUCUGCAGAAGGACUGGGACGAGCACGCCGAUGGCACCCCUGGGUUUCUCCUGCACGAAGGCGCUGCUGGCCACGGGGCUGCUGCUGCUGUGGCUGGUCCCUACAGCACCGGCAACGUUGCUGGAUCUACACCAGCCCCAGCCCUUCCUCUUCGUGGAGCCCAGCACUCCGGUGGACAUCAGCUGCAUUCUGGGCGAGGGGCUCGAUGGCAAAGGCAACGUGUUCUGGUACCGGCGUGUCCGUGGGGAGCGGCCCCAGCUGAUCCUCAACUGCAGCCAGGAGGCUCAGGAGGGAUUUUCCUGCGAGUACUCAAAGGGACGCGCCGUGCUGCACAUCGCUGUUGCACACAUCAGCCACACCGGCCUCUACCUCUGCGCCUACUACAUCAACUCCAGGCUGAAGUUUCGCAACGGCACCGCGCUGAUCGUGGGAGACAGCUGGAGGGCCCAGAGCUGGGUGCGGGUGCUGGCGCCCCAGGACUCCCCUUCAGACCCCCCCGGCCUGGUCUGUGCCGUGGGCAACGCCAGCGGCCCCGUCCUCGUCUCCUGGCCGGGGGGGCCCCGACCCCAGCAGGUGCUGGGGCUGGGGGGCAGCACAGAGCUGCUCAUCAGCCCCGCGGGCAUCGCCGGGGGCACCGGGGGGCUCUGCGAGGUGCGCUUCAAUGCCUCCGGUCCCCCCGUCCGCAGGAGCGUGGAGCUGCACGGGGCCAAGGAUGGCUGGGACAAGUGGCCCCCCCCAGGUGCCUGCACGACACCAAGUGUCGUGGCCAUGGCCGCAGCCGGGGCGCUGCUGCUGCUCGGCCUCAGCCUCGGCGUCCGCUGCCUCCUCCGCGCACGGACGGGACUCCGGCCCAGAGCCCCGAACCCUCAAGCACCCCAGCACCAGCAGGGAGAGCUGACGUACGCCCAGCUCCGCUUCGCCACCCCAGCGAGGGCAGCGCCGUGACCCACGGGGCUGGGCCCCAAGGCCUCGGUGGCGGCGCCGUGCAGCCCCGGGAGGCUGCGGCUGCCCCGGCCGCCGGGACUGCGGGGAGGAAGGAACGGGACCGAACCUCCAAGGGACCGAACCUCCAAGGGACCGAACCUCCGAGGAGGGGACUCGAAGGAGGAGUGAAUGACGGGAUUGGAUGUAAAAUGUGGCGUUA